AACAUAAACAAAACAUCCAACACAUUUGUUUGUGAACGGUUCGGCGUCGUUUUUGUGUAUUCAGUCGGUCGUAGUGUUAAGUUUUGCGUUUUACAGCUAAAAAUACGACCAAUAAUGGAACAUAUCCCAUCUAUCCGUCGACGUUCAUCGUUGUUUUCGAUUAAUCAUGUCGAUUCCGGCUCCACCUCCAAUGAACUCGUUAGAUACGAGAAGCAGCUCCGGUUCGAAAUAAAACAGUGGACUCAUCUGCUUCGUUCAAAAUCUCAAAAAAUGCAGCAGCUACGCGCAGCUUCGUGCCACAUCGAUCAUACUAUUCUGACCGACGAGCAGCGCAAAUAUCUUGCCAACGGUCCAAAGGUUGAUCAAUUCAUUGCAGAAACCGAAGCAUUCGAUACAGCUGUAACUGCUUACGUUGUGCGUAAAUCAUUUUUGAUGGAAAGGAAUGCUCAUAUCGUCCAAGAAGUGAAAGCAUUGGUGGAGCUUGAGCUUAAAGAUAAAAUAGCAAACGAAUUAUCAGAAAGUAUUGAUCCAUAAGGAUGCACCGAAAGACUUGAAGCUCUGUGAAGAAACCAAUGUGUUUAAUUAUUCAUCAAUAAACAUAAUAAACCGUAUUGAAAAACGA
This is a messenger RNA of Anopheles stephensi (Asian malaria mosquito), 622 nucleotides long. RefSeq lists its product as uncharacterized. Lineage: Eukaryota; Metazoa; Arthropoda; Insecta; Diptera; Culicidae. The transcript has 3 exons. The record is from RefSeq and is a predicted model, not a curated record. The coding region runs from base 115 to 534 and encodes 139 amino acids.